AUGAUGUCCAUGAACAGCAAGCAGCCUCACUUUGCCAUGCAUCCCACCCUCCCUGAGCACAAGUACCCGUCGCUGCACUCCAGCUCCGAGGCCAUCCGGCGGGCCUGCCUGCCCACGCCGCCGCUGCAGAGCAACCUCUUCGCCAGCCUGGACGAGACGCUCCUGGCGCGGGCCGAGGCGCUGGCGGCCGUGGACAUCGCGGUGUCCCAGGGCAAGAGCCACCCUUUCAAGCCGGACGCCACGUACCACACGAUGAAUAGCGUGCCCUGCACGUCCACGUCCACUGUGCCGCUGGCGCACCACCACCACCACCACCAUCACCACCAGGCGCUCGAGCCCGGUGACCUGCUGGACCACAUCUCGUCGCCGUCGCUCGCGCUCAUGGCCGGCGCGGGGGGUGCGGGCGCGGCGGGCGGCGGCGGCGGCGCCCACGACGGCCGGGGCGCAGGCGGCCCGGGGGGCGGCGGGCCCGGCGGCGGCGGCCCCUGGGGUGGCGGCGGCGGCGGUGGCCUGGGCGGUGGCGGCGGCGGCCCGGGCGGCGGGCUCUUGGGCGGCUCGGCGCAUCCGCACCCGCACAUGCACGGCCUGGGCCACCUGUCGCACCCGGCCGCGGCCGCCAUGAACAUGCCGUCGCUGCCGCAUCCUGGGCUCGUGGCCGCGGCGGCGCACCACGGCGCGGCGGCGGCAGCGGCGGCGGCGGCGGCCGGGCAGGUGGCAGCGGCGUCGGCGGCGGCGGCGGUGGUGGGCGGCGGCCUGGCGUCCAUCUGCGACUCGGACACGGACCCGCGCGAGCUCGAGGCGUUCGCCGAGCGCUUCAAGCAGCGGCGCAUCAAGCUGGGCGUGACGCAGGCCGACGUGGGCUCGGCGCUGGCCAACCUCAAGAUCCCGGGCGUGGGCUCGCUCAGCCAGAGCACCAUCUGCAGGUUCGAGUCGCUCACGCUGUCGCACAACAACAUGAUCGCGCUCAAGCCCAUCCUGCAGGCGUGGCUGGAGGAGGCCGAGGGCGCGCAGCGUGAGAAAAUGAACAAGCCGGAGCUCUUCAACGGCGGCGAGAAGAAGCGCAAGCGGACUUCCAUCGCCGCGCCCGAGAAGCGCUCCCUCGAGGCCUAUUUUGCCGUACAACCCCGGCCCUCCUCGGAGAAGAUCGCCGCCAUCGCCGAGAAACUGGACCUCAAAAAGAACGUGGUGCGGGUGUGGUUUUGCAACCAGAGACAGAAGCAGAAGCGGAUGAAAUUCUCUGCCACUUACUGA
This is a messenger RNA of Rattus rattus (black rat), 1251 nucleotides long. RefSeq names its product POU class 4 homeobox 1 (gene Pou4f1). NCBI's taxonomy places the organism in Eukaryota, Metazoa, Chordata, Mammalia, Rodentia, Muridae. The record is from RefSeq and is a predicted model, not a curated record. Gene Ontology annotation, molecular function: RNA polymerase II cis-regulatory region sequence-specific DNA binding; DNA-binding transcription factor activity, RNA polymerase II-specific. Gene Ontology annotation, biological process: regulation of transcription by RNA polymerase II.